GAUCCGAUCAACCGGAGUUCGUGAUCGUGACCCGUUUUUACCGACGUUAAUGGAGCUAGCGGAAGGUCAUCAGUCGCGUAAUGUGGUGGAGAUUAUUUUCCAGACGAGUUGGGGUCCGAAACCGUUUUCGGGUCGGGUAGAAAUGAUUUUCAAGGUUCAAAACGGGUCUAAGACUUUGACCCGGUUCGAGGAGUAUCGUGAAGCCGUCAAAGCUAGGAGCGUGGGGAAAGCGCGUGAAGAGAACGCGCGUUCGGUUGCCGACGGGAACGAGACGAUGAGGUUUUACUGUUUGGGUCCGAGUUAUGGCGGCGGUGGAGGCGCGUGGGGUAUUUUAGGUGGAAAAGGCGGUGGCGCGUCGAUUUAUACGUUCGCCGGAAGCAGUACAGCGAAUGAGAAAGCCGGCGGUGGUAAAGGGAGGAAGGCAAUGUUGGUUUGUCGGGUUAUAGCGGGUCGGGUCACGAAGCAAAACGAGUUAAGGUAUGACUCAGAUUUGAGGUCACGGUUUGACUCAGUGAGUGGUGACGACGGCGAGUUGCUCGUGUUUGAUACACGUGCGGUGUUGCCUUGUUUUCUCAUAAUCUACCGUUUGUAAAAAUUCCAAAAAUAAAAAAACUUAUUUUCU
Messenger RNA from Arabidopsis arenosa, 622 nucleotides. Lineage: Eukaryota; Viridiplantae; Streptophyta; Magnoliopsida; Brassicales; Brassicaceae. The record is from the annotation of a GenBank genome assembly.